This is a messenger RNA of Psilocybe cubensis, 6345 nucleotides long. RefSeq lists its product as uncharacterized. Bases 1 to 6345 code for a protein of 2114 amino acids. Gene Ontology annotation, molecular function: structural constituent of nuclear pore. Gene Ontology annotation, biological process: nuclear pore organization. NCBI's taxonomy places the organism in Eukaryota, Fungi, Basidiomycota, Agaricomycetes, Agaricales, Agrocybaceae. Gene Ontology annotation, cellular component: nuclear pore inner ring; nuclear pore. The record is from RefSeq and is a predicted model, not a curated record. The transcript has 12 exons.
AUGGAAACCAUUCAUCGUCUAAGGGAGACCUUAUUUAAAGCACUUUCCCCACACGAGACUUUUCAAGAUGAACAAGAACUUUUCGACGAGUUGAUGGUUCAAAAGCCUCGCUUAAACAAGCUGUUCGAUGUUGGUCCCAGAAAUGCUCAGGAACAGCGCGAUAUUGAAUCAGGCAAACCCACGAUUAACGGCAAAGCGACCGCAAUAAACGCUGAAUUCGCUCGUCAAGCCAUCUUUCUCUCGCAACAACUCGACUGCUCCGAAAAGUAUAUUGCAAGCAUUUUGCAUCAUGUCACCUCCCAAAAUCCCAAUAUUGGCGCUGUUAACUGUAUGGAGCUUACAAUUGCCAACUACCACCAGCGACGGCGGGAGCUCGUGGAUUCGCUCCGAUUCUUGUUGGAGGCCACUGAGGCGGCAGAACUCCCGGACGCUCCGGUGACGUACAAGAGAAUUGCAAGCUACGUGCGGGAUCUAUUGCCUGGUCAGAAGUCGGGGACAACGCAAGUGUCAAUGGGGAUGAAGAUAUUCAAAGAGAUUGAACUGUUGGAUGGGAUCAUUGAAAAGGCUGAUCUGGCGCGCAAAAAUGCAGGAAGCAAUACUGUUGCACCAAAUGGGCAACAAAACCCGUCAUUGGGCUUCGACAUUUUGAACGCGCGCUACGAAUCCCUCAAAUAUGAACGACGGUAUCUCGCCAUUGUUCUCUGGUCCAUCGCGAGAAUAGGAUUCAUCUCGCCUAGUGAGGUCGAGAAAAUCGUCGACUGGCUUUCUUCAAAUCCGAACCACCCAAUGACCUAUUACUUCCUCAACGUCGUCCUUACCAUCCUCGAUCCUGUCGACCCUGCUGCGCCACCUAGUCCGUAUCCAUCCAUGCAAAACGUGCUCAUCAAACACACCACAUUCAUUGCCUCCAUGACCAAGAAAUUCGAUGCGACCACUCAAUGGAAAAACAACGGACUCAAAGCGGCAAUCCUGCUGAAAUGGACAUUGUUUUUAACUGAAGCGCGCCACAACGACGCAACACUGGAGCAAAAGAAUGGGUUCAAAGGGGAAGAACUAGAGACUCAAGUUUGGAAUGCGGUGCAAGGAGACGCAUUCAAAUACCUUGCACUCUGCGUGGUUCAUUUUCAGGCCAAAAAUGGAAUUGCGCCCAGCGUGUCCCUUCUCGAUAACGCGACCGUCGACCCACAAGAUCAGCGUGAGGUGCCGCCAGCCGAUUUUAAGACGAUGGUUCUGUUCUCGUUCGAGAUCCUGCUUCGCUCGCUCAUCACCCACGCGUCUUCUGAGCUUCGUAAGAUCAAGCAGAGGCAGGAAGAUCUUGUGCUCGCCACCGCGCGCACUGACAGAAAUAGGGCUUCAUACCGAUUUGCAAACACAGUUUCACCUGAAGCGGAAAAGCCGGGACCGCCACCUCGUCAUGACAUCGCGAUGCUGUAUUGUUUUAUCGGUCUACUCUAUUCUGCCCUUCCCAAAGAGCGGGCGCUCCAGUUCUGGGGGUCUAGUCCCCAAGCAGGCGCAUUCCGCUUGGCUUAUCAAGAGUCUGUUGAGUCGACAUCAGGGCGUCUGCCAUCUUUCCUUCAGUGGGCUAUUUGGUCAACGCCAACGCAGGACUUGACUAUGCUUGCUGCACUUUACGACAUGCUGAGUGGUCUAGCGAACGGUCAACAAUGCAGCGAACUCGCCUACAACUUCUUGGCGAGAGGCGGAGGGGACGUCAUUGCAGGCAGCGCCUUGUCAGUCUCGACCUCGGCAACACCUUCCGUGUCAUGGACUGCCAUUUUCGAUCUUUUGGAGUCAUGGGUCAUGAACGCGUCGUCUCCCCGCACACAGCCCCAAAUCCAGUCCCUUGCAUCCACACACUCCUUCAGCACGUCGUUCCAAAAUCUAGCUGCAGUUGAGAAAACACCACAUCCGCCGUUCGUCCUUGGGCCGCAGGAUGUGCUCCUCGCGCGGGCGUUCUUGCGUGUUAUGUCAACCGUGGUGACGCACUCGAUUCCAGUCCGCACAACAAUAGCAUCGCAUGCGCAUUUUAGGGCGAUUCCGACUCUUGUGUCCCUUGUCCCUCUGGGAAUCCCUCUGGAGCUGAAGGGGGCCAUUUUCGAGACUUUAGCUGCGUUUUGCGAACCAGGCGCAGGCCAUCCGGGCGUCGAGAUAUGCGAAGCAGUGUGGACGCUGAUGGAGAGGUAUGAGAUCAUCAAUGUCCGAGUUGGUACCGGCGGACUGGGCCAGUCCAUGGCCACAGGCAAGGGCGUAGAAGUUGAGCUAGAGCAAGUCGAAGCGCCGCAUCGUCAGUACCCUUCGACCAUCCCUUUCCUUAAACUUUUGUGCGCACUUUUGCAUACACCCAAACAGCUGCCGAUGCUCAGCCUUUCUCAGGGCGUAGAAACAACAGACACGUUCCCCAGCAAUCUCGGACAGCCGUAUCGCCUUCCAGGCGUCGGGCCUUUCACUUCAUUUGUGGUCGAUAUGGUGUUUGCAAAUAUUGCCAAUCGGGGGUACUCUCGCCCUUCUGACCGGUGGCAGAUCAACGAUCUAUGCAUGGAAUACGUCGAGAAGAGUCUGGCAGGGUUCAAUCUGGAGUCGUUGGUUGCUGGAAUGGACGACUCGAUGUCUAAGAACCAAGCCCUGCCAUUGCUUGUCCAUCCUGGAUUCGAUAUCAUGAGACGACUACUAACGAAUACGCCCCUUCACAACAGCAUUAUGGCAUACAUCGCCGAAGGCCUUGAAGGGUUUGAGAACGGCACCGCCAAUGAGAUGCCAUUUUUCCGCAACACCAUUAUCCGCGUGUUGAGAAUCGUACUUCGUGUACUGGAAAUUCAAGACAUAUUCCUGGACGUUUUCCUCCCUCUUCUUUCUGGGAUUGACACUUCCGAAAUUGUUGGACACCAAAUGCAUUCGCGCUCUUUUUAUACAAGGUUCGACCAGGCUCUUUCGUUUGGUCCUCAAUACGUCCCUGCUCUUGCAACCUACAUGUGCUACCCUAACCAUUCGGAACUUGUCCUUCUCUCCAUCAAAAUUCUCUCCCGAUUGUCGCUUGCCUCCUCUCCCUCUACACUUGUCUCCUUGAUCCAGAGAUCCCGCGAUUCAGAACGUAUUCUGGCCGGCUUCAUGCAGGUUCUGACCUCCUCAGCAAUGGAUGACGUCGAAGAGUCGGAGGCAUUUGCUGAGAACACGACAGGCGCCGGCGCGCCCAACAUUUAUCCCGCAUCGGAGUCUCUCGAACAAGCUAUUCGGCUCGCUGCUCUGGAUCUACUUAUUCAAGACACAGAAGUCAACCGGCCGUACCCCAAUGUCGCACAUUUCCUGCUUUUUGGCGGAAAGAAUGGCGACCAGACGAUUCAGGAUCCCCAUGCACUGGGAGCACGCAAGACAAGCGCACAUGUCCUUCUCGACCUCGUCAAUGCUGGCGUUCCUAGGCUAAAGGGAAAGCAGCAGCAGGAACGACUACCCGCGGUUCAGGUCAGCCCUCUGUUCAGCACACUGCCUGCGUUGGCGGAGCGGUGCUAUCGAGUGAUAUAUCAGUUGUGUGUGCACCACAAGACGUCGGAUUUCACCACUCGCUAUCUGCGCACGCGUGAAGAUUUCUUCGCUAGGCAGGUUGCUAAGGUUCCCUCAUUCGCUCCUGAACAUAUUCAGCCACCUUCCGUUGUGCCCCCUAUUCAGGUCAUUUACAACGAUGGUUCUAGAGUGACAACCACAGUCCCUUCAUUUUCCUCUUUCUUGAGGCUGCGCUCAUACAUUUUUGACCUCGUCGCUUUGGAGCUCCAUAUCCUCACGAACAAAGGGCAUCACAAGGCGGUGUCGGAUCUAUUGGAAAUUCUGUUUGGCACUGACUUCGAUUACGAAGAAGGGCAUAGUUUCGCGACUUUCCAUGAGCUUGGACAGUCUCCAAUGAGGGUUAUCGACUUUUUGCAGUCGUUGAUGUUCGAUUGGGCGGAUAGUCUUACCGUUCGCAGUAUCGAUAUGCAAUACCUUCAAACCCUCAACCUUCAGUCCUGCAUUCGAAAAGACACCUCGGGGUGUGAAAUUGUGGAUCGGACAGCGUUAACCAAUCUCCUCCUGUUGGCCUCGACUACCCUGCGUGCAAAGGGGAGCAUCGCGAAUAUUGCUCAGAACGAGCAGCUCAACCAAGAGUCUACGUAUAUUCUCGAAAGUUGUGCAGUCGAAAACCAUCGCCGAAAGGUAUCACAUGCGCGUGUGGGCAACUUUGAGGCUUGGAGACGGCUGUUAGAUCUGGCGUUGACGAAGUCGUUUGAUAGACUGCCCCAUAACCGCCGCGAGAACAUGUUGUUUGAUUUGCUUCAUGUGCUCCCCGCUGCUAUUCGUUCGAGCAACAUUGAGGAGUCGACGGCCGUCCUUCUCUCGGAAACCAUUUUGUCGUCGAUCACGAAACUGAGAGAAGACAGGCAACAUCAACUUAUCCUUCAGUCUUUAGGCAGCGACUCGGAGUCGGGAACGUUACCUGCAGAAAGGCUUUACAACAUCCUCCGCAACAUCCUCCAAGGUAUUCUCGAUAACAACCACGUCGAGCUCGUUCGUGGUAACCUCUACGCCGCUCUCAUCAAUUUCAUGCACCUCGUACGAUCAUCCCAAUCUUCACCCAUCACCCAGACACUCGCAGAGCUGGAGAGUAACCCCUUCUCUGCGACUUUGACUGCUUCCACGAUGCGAGAGAGCGUCUCGCGCGGCCGAAGCCCGUCGCUUGCUCCAUCAUCGAGCGACCGUCAAUCAUCAACGUCAUCAACACUGGAAAGCGGUUGUCUAGCAGUUCUUAAACCUGUCAUCGAACGGCUGGUUACUACGAUCUCCCGAGACGCCAUUGAUGGCACCGAAGUUUGGAAGACGGUCGCAUUUAUGCUUUUGGACGCCAUCGUUCAGCUUUCGAGUCUUGAAAAGCAGCAUGUUGUCUUAGCUUCUCUCAACCGGCAUGGGAUUCUUUCCAACUUUGUGCGCAGUAUUAAAGAAUCAGAUUCACGGCUUCAGAGCGUUCUGAAGCCCGACCCUGAUGAUUUGAAUUCGCUUUACGUCUAUGAGUCGAAGAUGUCCCUGUUCAUCAGGAUGUCACAGACUCGUGCUGGCGCAGAACGUCUUCUUGAAGCACAGUUGCUGCCCAUCCUUGCUCAAUGUGACUAUCUGGAUACAAGACCUGAAGCCGAUCAGUCAUUUAUAGAUCAGGAUUCUUUCUUACCUUCUGCUAUCCAGAGAUACCACCAGUUGUUCAUGCCUGCACUUCAGGUCGUAGAUGGCAUCCUUACUACACUAGGAGACAAACAUGCAACAGCUACCCAUCAGGCGCUCGAAUUCUUGUCGGCACAUGGCUCUACCAUCGCCAUCUUGCUCAAAAACGAUUCAGAAGCUGUUACUCUUCCUUCGAUGGAAGAGAUCCACCUGAUUAUCACAUUGUGCACUAGUAUCCUUCCCACCGUGCCGAAAACAGAAGUGCUUGCUCCUAAUUCCGGUUUUGGUGCAAUUCACCUGGCCAUCUUGGGCUUGUCGACGAGAUGUCUUGCCCGUGGAAAGGUUUUCCCUCGCAUUGUGCCUCAGACAGAGGCGGAUAUCGCUUUGGCUCAGACCUUUGCCUUCGGGUAUGGCAACAGAUCAAAGUUUGACCUCAAAGUUCGCCGGAAGGAGAGAUCGUUGCGAAAGAGCGUCGUUGCCUAUAUUGGUGCAUGCAGUGAAUUCACAGAACCUGACAUCACGCUGGUGCUAUCGCCUGUGACGAUCACUCCUCGGAACGAAGAGCGAGCAACUCAUUUCGCUGCCACUGUGCCUACUGUAGGCGACACCCUUGUCGCUCUGGAUGACCUAUGCAAUGAUCUUGCGGAGACACUAAAGCAGAUAUCUGAUAUCGGUGCAGAGCUAGCGAAUAAGGACCAGAUGGGCACGAGCAGUGCUCAGGAGAUUCUUCGUGAAAUUGACCCUGCCCUCCUCCGCGAGUUGGAGAUUGAGCAAAAACGAUCAUUGCUUUGCGAAGAGCUCGACAGAAUCAGAACCGUGGCUAGACAAGACGCAAUGGUUGUACUCGACACACUAGAAAUGCUGCUGCUACUUGUGUGGCGUCAUUUGGAGUACUACGCAGAACCUCGGAACAUGAACAUGCCACCCGCGAAAGCCACAAUAACGAAUGCUAUGCGCCUGUUGGCCACGUCAGAGCCGGAAGUGUUCCGUGCUGAUGUGAGCGUGAAGAUCCAGCCUGCGCUGCAGAGAUUGGAGACACUGGAGUUGGAUGAAUCUUCGCUUGGUCGUGACUGGCGAGAUAACCAAGGGUAUAUCCAAAUCAUGUGCAGACGGUUGAGGGAUAGUGCAGGGUUACACCAGGAGUCGUCGAUGGGUGGAGAAGGCGAUUAG